This is a messenger RNA of Closterium sp. NIES-65, 762 nucleotides long. NCBI's taxonomy places the organism in Eukaryota, Viridiplantae, Streptophyta, Zygnematophyceae, Desmidiales, Closteriaceae. The record is from the annotation of a GenBank genome assembly.
AUGCCUGGAUCGAGUGCGAUUUCAGGCCCCGGGGAGGGGCAGAGUCGGGCGGAGGCGGUGGGGGCGGGAAGUGGGGCUGGCGGAAUGAUGGAAAGAAUUGGAACAGCCGCGGCCAUCUCCUCGCCUUGGGACACAGAUAUCGACAGCCAAUGGGAUCGUUACACGUCUCUCUACCCCUCCACCCGCGCCGCAAACCUCUACGCCGGCGGCAGCGGCGCUAGCGACGCCGACGACUACGAUUCCGACUCAGACCGUUAUUAUACCUCGCGGUUCUCCCUAGACUCGAACUCCUCGGACGGGAGUCGCGUCAGCAGCAGCGGCGCGUCGUGCUGGGAAGCCGAGCUCGCGUGCGACCCGGUGUGGGUUGACGACGCUCGUUCGCGAAUUCGCAACGCGGCGCUCGCCGUGGUCGAAACGCAGCAGGCCGUCGCAGCGGCCAACUGGAUGAACCGAACCUUCGAGGACUUUUCGCACGACUGCCCAGCGGAAGCUGAUGCUGUUUGCGGCUGCCCGGCGGCCGCGCAGCCGUGCCAGCACGAUGAGCUCGCCGCCUCUUUCCGCGCUAAAUACGAAUCAGUGAAGACUACUAAAGCGCGCCAAGCCGCCUCGCCUGCACACCACGCAAAGAAGGGAUUCUUCGGCAAGACGAGCAAGCAGAGCAGCGCCGACGAAGCUUCGGAGAAGGUUUCUGUUUCCAGCAGCGUGGCAAAGGCGAAGGGCUCUCGCAAAGGCCUAGCUUCGUUCAUCGCCGGAUGGAUGUAA